AUGGCAAUUCUGUAUGCGCUGGUAGCGAGGGGCACGACGGUGCUGGCGGAGUUCAGCGCCGUAUCUGGUAACACCGGAGCAGUUGCUCGCCGGAUUCUUGAGAAGUUACCGGCGGAGGUUGAAUCUAGACUAUGUUUUUCUCAGGAUCGUUACAUCUUCCAUAUACUCAGAUCUGACUCGUUCAUCUUCCUCUGUAUGGCUAACGAUACCUUUGGAAGAAGAAUCCCAUUUUCAUACUUAGAAGACAUUCAAAUGAGGUUCUUGAAAAACUAUGGGAAAGUAGCACCAUAUGCUCCUGCAUAUGCCAUGAACGAUGAAUUUUCAAGGGUUUUACAUCAACAAAUGGAGUUUUUCUCAAGUAAUCCAAGUGCAGAUACACUCACCCGUGUUAGAAGUGAAGUUGGUGAGGUACGCACGAUUAUGGUGGAUAACAUUGAGAAGAUAUUAGAGAGAGGUGAUAGAAUCGAGCUUCUUGUUGAUAAAACUGCAACAAUGCAAGAUAGUGCCUUUCAUUUCAAGAAACAAUCAAAGAGACUUCGUAGAGCUCUUUGGAUGAAAAAUUUCAAACUACUGGCUUUAUUGACAGGGUUGAUAUUUCUAUUAUUGUAUAUAAUAGUUGCAGCUUGUUGUGGAGGCCUUACUUUGCCUUCAUGCAGAUCUUAA
Molecule: messenger RNA, 663 nt
Organism: Lactuca saligna
Lineage: Eukaryota; Viridiplantae; Streptophyta; Magnoliopsida; Asterales; Asteraceae
Source: the annotation of a GenBank genome assembly